Messenger RNA from Haemonchus placei, 417 nucleotides. NCBI's taxonomy places the organism in Eukaryota, Metazoa, Nematoda, Chromadorea, Rhabditida, Trichostrongylidae. The record is from the annotation of a GenBank genome assembly.
AUGGAAGCAGCACAAGGACAAGGACAAGGCCGAGGACAAGGAUCAGUGAAGAGGGAAACUGGCAACAGCGCCAUCGGAAGAGCCACGAUGGGAGAUCCCGGUACUGAGGUGUACCGAAAAAAGGAACAGCUAUCCUCGAAGGAAGCGCUCGAGCAGGCGGAAGCUUUCGAAAGUGUAGGAGUGAACGCUCCACACCUUAAGGAAGGCUCGCAGCAAGUUCAGCCGGUGGGAGUGGCUCAGGAAGGAGAAGGCAUACUGCAAUGUAUGCGGGAAGAGAGGCCACCUGGCAGUGACGUGCUGGAAGAACCCCAGAACUGGCCAAAAAGUCUCCCGCCAAGUGGAAAACUGGACAAGACAGUCCCACCGCACGAUGGGAAACAGGCACCAGAAAUGUGGAGUGCCAGAAUGGAGAGGUGA